Molecule: messenger RNA, 3296 nt
Organism: Carcharodon carcharias (great white shark)
Lineage: Eukaryota; Metazoa; Chordata; Chondrichthyes; Lamniformes; Lamnidae
Product: nucleolar transcription factor 1-like
Exons: 21
Coding region: 171-2504 (777 amino acids)
Source: RefSeq, a predicted model, not a curated record
GAGGGAUCCUAUGGAUUAAGCCGCUGGGUAUUUGCUCAGUUCCCCUCCCUCUGUGGCGGCGGCGGCGGGAUCGGGCCCGGGGCGGAGCCGCUUCACUCACUGGCGGUCGGAGCGCGGCUUCCAGCAGCCUUUAGGUAGAAGGUGUGAGGAGAGUGGGAACAAUCAACACCAUGAACGGAGCCUCGGUGAUUUCCACCUCUGUCCAGACCAUCACCAUCAAGGAAGAGGCCGAUUUAUGGAGUAAAGAGGAUCUGCUGUGUUUAUUGGAUCGGAUAAAGAGCCUGAUCCCGGAGGGGGACUGCAUGAAGUACAAAACCACCGAGUCACACUUCAACUGGGAGAAAGUGGCAUUCGGACCGUUCACUGGGGAAAUGUGCCGCCUUAAAUGGCUGAAAGUGGCCUGUGAGAUCAGAAAAUAUCGCACUCUGACCGAGCUGAUCACAGACGCUGUGGAGUUUGUGAAAAACCCAUACAAGGGCAAGAAACUGAAGACUCAUCCUGAUUUUCCGAAGAAACCACUGACUCCGUACUUCCGAUUCUUCAUGGAGAAACGAGCCAAAUAUGCCAAGAUUCACCCGGAAAUGAGUAACCUGGACCUGACUAAAAUCCUCUCCAAGAAAUACAAGGAACUGCCAGAGAAAAAAAAGCUCAAGUACAUUCAGGACUUCCAGCAGGAGAGGGGCAGUUUUGGACAGGCGAUGGCCAAGUUCAGGAAUGAACACCCUGAUCUCAUAGAAGAGCAGAGAAAAUCAGAUAUUCCCGAAAAGCCAAAGACACCCCAGCAGCUCUGGUAUAAUCAUGAGAAGAAGGCGUUCCUAAAGAUUCACCCUGAGGUGAGUCUGAAGGAGCUAAAAGAUGCCCUUCGCAGACAGUGGUCUCAGCUGUCCGAUAAAAAGCGUAUCAAGUGGAUCAGCAAAGCCCUGGAGCUGCAGAAAGAGUACGAGGCAUCUAUGAGAGUUUAUGUCGAGGCUCACCCAGAUUUGAACUUUGAAGAAGCUCCCAGGUCUGUGCUAACCAAAGCUGAGAGACAGUUGAAAGAUAAAUUCGAUGGACGACCCACAAAGCCACCUCCGAAUGGUUACUCGUUGUACUGUGCAGAGUUGAUGGUUAACAUGAAGGACAUCCCCAGCACAGAGCGCAUGGUGUUGUGCAGCAAACAGUGGAAGGUCAUGUCACAGAAAGAGAAGGACACAUAUCAGAAACGCUGUGAAAAGAAGAAGAAACUUUACGAGUCUGAGAUGCAGCGAUUCCUCGAGAGUCUCCCGGAUGAAGAGCGGGAAAGGGUGUUACUGGAGGAGAGAGUUGGAGGCAGCAAAAUCAUGAACAACAUCACAACAAACACACAGAAGAACGGCACCCAGCGGACAAAACCUGGCAGCCCCACCUCGCCAGCCUCACCAACCAGCAAGAGCGUUCCCGAGAGACCACAGCAGCCCAUCUCCGCCAUGUUCCUCUUCUUCCAGGAGAAAAGAAAGGACAAUCGGAAUCUAACAGAGAGUGAGCUGACCCGCCAGCUGGCCAGGAUGUGGAACGAGUUGUCAGAGAGGAAGAGGGAAAAGUACAAGAAAAUGGAAAGAGCCUUGAAGGCAGAAUACGAGCAAAAGAUGCAGAACUUCCUGAAGGAGAAGAAGGAUGGUGGAGCUACAAGGAAAGGGAAGUGGCCUGAGAGUCCCAAAACUGCAGAGAAGAUGUGGGAGCAAACAGUGAUCGGUGAUUACACGGCAAAACACCGGAAUGACCAUAAGAAAGCGCAGUCAGCAAUGGAGGCUGCCUGGAAGACUAUGGAGAGGAAGGAGAAGAUUCCCUGGAUUAAGAAGGCAGCCGACGACCAGAGGAGAUAUGAGCGGGAGCUCACGGAGAGUCGCUGGUCUCUGACCUCAGCACACAACUCCAAGAAGCUGAAAUUUGAUGGCGAGCCAAAGAAACCACCAAUGAGUGGUUACCAGAUGUUCUCCCAGGAGUUGCUGACCAGUGGAGAGCUCAACCACUUUGGACUGAAGGAGAGGAUGGUGGAGAUCGGGAAGAGGUGGCAAAAACAGAGCCAGACCCAGAAGGAUGUCUACAAGAAGCUCGUAGAGGAGCAGCAGCAGGAAUACAAGAUGGACCUGGAAGCCUGGCUCAAAUCUCUGUCUCCACAAGAACAAACUGUGUACAAGGAAUAUAUGACCGCAAAACGUAAAGGUCCAGGAAAGCCUGGGGGGUCUGCAGCCAAAAUGAGAGCAACAUCACACCUCACAUCGGAAUCGUCUGAAGAGGAUGAUGAGGACGAGGAUGAUGAUGAGGAAGAUGCAGAGGGGAGUGACUCAUCCGAUUCUGAUGAUGAAGCAGACGACUCCUCAGCCUCAUCUGAUAGCAGAAUGAACACUGAUGAAGAGGAAGAUGGAGAAAAUGAUGAUGAUGACGAUGAUGAUGACGAUGAUGAUGAGAACCAGUCCAAUGCCAGCACUACCUCCUCUUCCUCCUCCUCCUCACAAGAUGAUGAUUCAGAUUCUGAUUCUGAUUGAGCUGUUUCUCCAGUUCUCCGAGGCCAGCGAUUGUGGAGUGUCAGUGGGAGUGAUGGAGAGGCCCCUUAGUCGGGAGUCCAACUACUUUAAUAUUACAGUGGAAGCUGAAUGAUUGGCAGCAUUUGGGUGGUGGGUAGCCUGCUCUUCUGUACCUACCCCCCCACCCCGUGCAUGGACUGCACCAUUGCACUGUUACAGUCAUAGACACAGCUUUCCUGUUCCUUCCCUUUCCCCAUUCCAACACUUCAGAUUGGAAUCUCUGCUCCAGCACAAGCUCUCUCAGAUCUGCUGUAAAUACACUUCUGUUUGUUGAUGCAAUCUCAGCAGCUCAGCAUUUUAUAUCUAGCAGUAGAAAGUGACCAGUCGAAACAUUUGCUUUCUGUUUUUUAAUUAUUUUAUAUUCACGUCCCGUCAAUCACUGAAAUUUCUGGCUUUCUGUCUCUGACACAUGUUUGCUCCCUUCCUUGGUUACUAGGCUGUCUUGGAGCCAAUCACAGCUCCUCAGAGACAGUGUCUGAAAAUGGGGCAUAAAACCCACUAAGCCCCCAUCGGAACAGCAGAAUCACAAUCAGCUCUAACCCUUUUCCCAGGCUCCACCUUCUGUUUCCCAAAUGGUCAUUGGCUGGUGUUUCCAACACUCCCUGCCCUCAGAUUCCAGUUUGAGGCCUCUUGAGCCGCUGCAGUCCAUGUGGUGUAGGUACACCCACAGUGCUGUUAGGGAGGGAGUUCCAGGAUUUUGUCCAUGUGGUGUAGGUACACCCACAGUGCUGUUAGGGAGGGAGUUCCAGGAUU